AUGGCGGUGGCCACGUACCGGACGUCUACCGCUGCCCUGCUCACUGUCUUGCGGCAACAUCCAGCCCAGGCCCCCAGCACGUCCCCGACCCUGGUCACACUCGCCGCCACGGCUCUCCUCUCCGACAGCCACUUGAACCCGCGAGCACGGAGGAUGGAACGUGGACAAAGCUGGGAUGAAGAUGUGGAACCUGAUUCAAAUAUUGAAACGUCAGCAACGAACACAGGUCCAAAAGGGGUAAUAAAUGAUUGGAGGAAGUUUAAGCUGGAGAGUGAAGACCAUGAAACCACUCCUUCAAACAAAAGACAACUCCUUAGACAACUGUCAUCACCAUAUCGAUCUCUCAGUAAGGGCAAAGACACAAGAGAGAAAUUAAGUCGGAAGAUGAGUGUGCAGGAAUAUGAAAUGAUCCAGGGCAAAGAAGACGAGACCUGUCUUCGUAAAUACCGUCAGCAGUGUAUGCAGGAGAUGCACCAGCAGCUGAGCUUCGGGCCUCAUUUCGGAAUGGUCUAUGACCUGGAGAAUGGCGAUCAGUUUUUGGAAGUGAUUGAAAAAGAGUUGAAAAAAACAACUGUGAUGGUGAACAUUUAUGAAGAUGGAGUGAAGGGCUGUGAUUCUAUGAUUAAUUCCCUAACAUGCCUUGCUUUGGAAUACCCUUUGGUCAAGUUCUGUAAAAUAAAGGCUUCUAAGACUGGGGCUAGUGACCGCUUCUCUGACCACAUUCUCCCAGUGUUACUCGUGUACAAGGCAGGCGAGCUGAUCGGCAACUUCAUACACAUCACCGAGCAGCUGGGUGAAGAAUUCUUUGCGGUGGAUGUUGAAUCCUUUCUAAAUGAAUAUGGGCUUUUGCCAGAAAGGGAAUUCACUGCAUGCAAAAAUGCCAGUGAUUGUAGUGAUGUUGAUAUUGAGUAA
Molecule: messenger RNA, 912 nt
Organism: Hemiscyllium ocellatum (epaulette shark)
Lineage: Eukaryota; Metazoa; Chordata; Chondrichthyes; Orectolobiformes; Hemiscylliidae
Gene: pdcb
Product: phosducin b
Exons: 4
Coding region: 1-912 (303 amino acids)
Biological process (GO): regulation of G protein-coupled receptor signaling pathway
Source: RefSeq, a predicted model, not a curated record